UUUCUUAGGUCUGAAGUAACUGUAACAGAACAAAGGAAGAAGAAGAAAUUCAAUGGCUACAACGACGAAGUUGUUGGAGACAUUAGGAAGCUUAGAGAGGGAUUCAUUUGUAUCCCUUCUAUCCAACCUGAUGGAUGAAUCCAGAUACUUGCAGAACAAUCCACCAGAACUCGUUCCUGAAGAGGACAGAGUAGUGAAGCAUGUUUUAAACUCCCUCUUACCGUUAAGCACCACUACCGACGGUGGCCCUUUAAUCCUCAACCAUGUUACAUAUUUUCCCGGUAGAGGUAACCUCAUUGUUGAAUACCCUGGAACCGUUCCCGGAAAGAUCCUCUCCUUUGUUGGUUGUCAUAUGGACGUUGUCACUGCAAAUCCCGACGAUUGGGAUUUUGAUCCGUUUACUUUGAGCAUCGAUGGUGAUAAACUUAGGGGACGAGGAACUACUGAUUGUUUGGGACAUGUUGCACUUGUUACUGAACUCAUGAGGAAGCUUGGAGAAACCAAGCCAAAUUUGAAAUCGAAUGUUGUUGCUGUUUUUAUAGCAAAUGAAGAGGAUGUUGUUAUAACAGGAGUUGGUAUUGAUGCACUUGUUCAAGAUGGUCUUCUCAAUAAGCUAAAGGAAGGUCCCAUGUUUUGGAUUGACACGGCUGAUAAACAACCGUGUGUUGGAACUUCUGGUAUGAUACCUUGGAAACUUCAUGUCACUGGGAAACUUUUUCAUAGUGGAUUAUGUGACAAGGCUAUAAAUCCAUUGGAGGUAGCCAUGGAUGCUAUAAAGGAAAUCCAGCUGCAAUUUUACAAGGAUUUCCCACCUCAUCCUAAGGAACAGGUUUAUGGGUUUACAAUCCCUUCAACCAUGAAACCAACCCAAUGGAGUUAUCCUGGAGGUGUAAUCAACCAAAUUCCAGGAGAAUGUACUAUUUCAGGAGAUGUCAGGUUAACUCCAUUCUACAAUGUGAAGGAUGUAAUGAAGAAGCUGCAAGAAUACGUGGACGACAUUAAUGACAACAUACAGAAGCUAGAAACUCGGGGUCCGGUUUCAAAAUAUGUCCUAUCUGAUGAAAAUUUAAGGGGGAGUCUUACUCUAAGUUUUGAUGAGGUUUCGUCCGGUGUUGCUUGUGAUCUCAAUUCUAGAGGUUUCCAUGUUUUAUGCAAAGCAACUGAGGAAGUAGUUGGGAAUGUAAAGCCUUUCUCAGUUGCUGGGAAUUUACCUCUCAUCAGGGAACUUCAGGAUGAAGGUUUUGAUGUUCAGGCUUGUGGCUAUGGUUUGAUGGAAACUUACCAUGCCAAGAAUGAGUAUUGUCUUUUUACAGAUAUGUCCCAAGGAUACCGGGUGUUAGCGAGCAUCAUCGCUCAAUUAGAAGAUUCAGAGUAGGUCAGGUACUGAUAAUAAAAAUGAUUAGGAUUUGUUGUAGUGGACCAUGGUUUCAAACUACAGUCUUCAUCCACAAGUGCGACCAUAAUAUUGUUGACGUGCUAGUUUGUGCAACUGCAUCGCACUGCAAUUGCAUGUUAUUUUUAAUCACAUGUAUGUCUGCAAACCACAAAUGUUGUAGAGCCCUCAAAUUGCUUAGCAACCAGUUACAAUUGAUUGAUUUGAUUUUAUGUUGUGAAUUGAAUUGUAAUCAAGUUAUUGAAUUAUGACCUUUUUUUUUUGCAUAAGUAAUUUAUGACCCUUUGUUUGUAGUAUUGCAUAUACAGCAAAUUGAUAGAAAGUGAGAGGAAAUAAAAUUUCG
Molecule: messenger RNA, 1736 nt
Organism: Trifolium pratense (red clover)
Lineage: Eukaryota; Viridiplantae; Streptophyta; Magnoliopsida; Fabales; Fabaceae
Product: acetylornithine deacetylase-like
Exons: 10
Coding region: 53-1375 (440 amino acids)
Molecular function (GO): hydrolase activity
Source: RefSeq, a predicted model, not a curated record